UUAAGAGAAGAAGAUGGCAAAGGCUUCGCUAUUAAUAAUGGUGGUGGCUCUCGGCUGGCUGGUUGCUAGCACGGCAGCUUUUACCAUCUGCAGUAUGGAGGCGGGGGAGUUCUACGGGUGCCUUCCGGCCAUCAGGGGUCCGUCGCCGUCGCCCCCGAGCUCUGAUUGCUGCAAUGCGAUCAAGAGGGCGGACUUGAACUGCCUGUGCAGCUACAAGGACUCUGCACUUCUCCCUUCCUUCGGCGUCGACCCCAAGCUGGCCAUGGCCCUCCCUCGCAAGUGCAACCUUGUUCCUCCUCCUGCCUGCCAAGGUUACGCCCCUGCCAGCACCCCAGAGCCUUCCAGCUAGAGAGAUCAGUGAGAGUGCAGCGUCUUUAAUCAAUGUAUUUUGUUUACUCAUGAGAGUUGUCCUGAGCAAAAGCGUAGAGUGUAGUAGGAAGAGACAUAGCAAAGAUAGGAGCGUGGUAGUAAGAAAGAUAGGAUAUGGUAUGUAAGAGGACUGCAUCUUCAUGCAUUCCUCAUGUUUUGUACUUCCAACAUGCUAAGGGCGAGGAA
This is a messenger RNA of Nymphaea colorata (pocket water lily), 555 nucleotides long. Its product is annotated as putative lipid-transfer protein DIR1. The transcript is spliced from 2 exons. Gene Ontology annotation, biological process: systemic acquired resistance. Gene Ontology annotation, molecular function: fatty acid binding. Bases 14 to 349 code for a protein of 111 amino acids. Lineage: Eukaryota; Viridiplantae; Streptophyta; Magnoliopsida; Nymphaeales; Nymphaeaceae. The record is from RefSeq and is a predicted model, not a curated record.